Molecule: messenger RNA, 2874 nt
Organism: Sycon ciliatum
Lineage: Eukaryota; Metazoa; Porifera; Calcarea; Leucosolenida; Sycettidae
Exons: 2
Coding region: 1-2874 (957 amino acids)
Molecular function (GO): zinc ion binding; nucleic acid binding
Source: RefSeq, a predicted model, not a curated record
AUGAGGGCUCGUUCACUCACCACUUCAUCAGCAACGUCUUGCAGCAGCCGGCGCUCGCUCCGCUCGAUCGACGAGCUCGACGCGGAAGCAGAACGUAUCGCCGCGGAGGAACUUGCAGAAGUAGAACGAAAGCUGAUCCGCAAGAAGCUAGAACUCCAGAAGAAGUUGAACAGAAACCGGUCAAGCGGCAGCAGUAAUGCCAGCGUCCGAUCAAGUUCGUCCCGUCGAUCACGGGAGACCGGCAACGGAUCCGAGCUGACAUGCGCGGAUCGCAUUAGCCUAGCUGAGCGCGCACAGCGCGCCGAGCGCGCGGAGAGAAACAUGGGAGCAGCGCUUGAGGAAGCCAAUGGUCAAAUCCAGGAUCUCUUACUGGACCACCAAGUCCAAGGUGAGCGGGCUUCAGGGAACGAGCCCAAUGGCACACGUCCUACCCCUGCAAGUGCAAGGCAGUCACACCCCAUGAAUCUCACCACCCACCAUUUCAUGGCAAGGCAGUCCACUGCCAAGGACUUGCCUCAGUUGUCUGGACAUGCUGACGAGUGGCCAGCAUUCAUCUUCGCCCUGGAGCACACGACCAGAGAGUGCGGCUUCUUGAACGGGGAGAAUCUUGGACGACUGCAAAAAGCGCUGCGCGGAAAGGCCAAAGAAGCCGUACAGGGGAUGAUGACUCUCCCCGACAAUGUAGGGGAGGUCAUCUCCAUCUUGAGGAUGAGGUUCGGCCGCCCGGACCAGAUUGUCCAGAAUCUCAUUCUGAAGACGAAAUCACAGAGAGGCGUGAAGUCGGAGGAGGCCAUCGAGGUACUGAUUGAAAUCAGCGCCCUGUGCCGCAACCUUGUUGCCACCAUGCGAAGCACAAAGUGCACCGGCCAUCUCUACAACCCUCAAUUGGUCAAGGAGCUAAUUGGUAAGCUGUCUGGGGGGCUUUGGAUCCAGUGGGGAGAGUACGUACUUAAAACCGGCACAGACCCGCACCUGGACACCUUCUCUGCCUGGCUUGAACAGAGGGCCAAGGCUGCAUGCCUAGUCGCUCAGCCGAUCCCAUGUGACGCCACUCAUGCCACUCCACGCACAGGCCAAACGUUCACAGUGGUGGAGGCCACCGCUGGUAAGCCACAUUGCCUAUUCUGCAGCAAAGCUGGGCACACCACAAGUAGCUGCCAUCAGCUAGCCGCAGAACCACUUAACGCCCGUCGGCAGUUCGUUAGUGACAGACGGCUGUGCUUCCGCUGCCUUGGCGAAGGCCACCUGGCGAGGGUAUGCGAGGAGAAGGCCUGCUCGUGUGGCAAACCCCACCAUCCUCUACUACACCGCGAUGGCCGCGGAAGUGUAGCACCGCUAGAACGCAUGUCAGAGACGACACACACCUCGGCAACCCACGUGUCGGAACACAGUGGAAGGGUGCUGCUGAGGGUGAUUCCGGUCACGGUACGAAACGGAGACACAGCGGCUGAUACGUACGCACUCCUGGACGAAGGCUUAACAGUGUCCUUGAUUGAAAGCGAACUGGCGGAGGAACUUGGACUUGCAGGACCAACGCAGCCCCUGAGGCUGUCAUGGACGGAUGGCAAGCAGCACCAGGAGUCCAGCUCCAAGGUAGUAACAUUCAGCGUAGCUGGCAGGCAGAGACAGGACAGCUUCACCUUAACAAACAUCCACACUCAUGCCAAGUUCAACCUGCCAACACAAUCAAUCAACCCUCAACGGCUGAACAAUUGCCCCCACUUGGAGGGACUUGAUCUACCAACGUUGUCCUGCGCCAAAGCCAGACUCCUAAUCGGACAAGACAAUUACAGCUUGAUCGCACCACGGGUGAUCGCGGAGGGCCCACCAAACACACCCGUAGCUACACAGACCAAGCUAGGGUGGGUUGUUCAUGGCGGAAUGAGUGCCGACCGCCACAAAAUCGACGAAGGCGUGGUUCUGUCCACCUGGGAUUUCGAAAGCACCCCAACAACAGAAGAAGCCGUAGCACUAACCCGUGAGGAGAUGGACGUCCACGAGGGGGGAGGGUCUGUGAUCCGUAACUGGGUGAGCAACUCUACGACGGUCCUCGAGAGCCUUCCAUCAGAUCCGAGGUCACCAAGAAUCGUGAACGUCCACAGCCAUGACCUCCCCACCGAGAAAACCCCGGGCCUACGAUGGGACCCUGCGAAGGACACGCUUGGCUCCUGCGACAAGAAACUUGAUCCAAAUGCACAAGUAACCAAGCGAAGCGUUCUGCGACACACAAUGUCGGCCUUUGACCCACUCGGCCUGGUGUCCCGCCACUCCAGCAUCGCACGCGUGCUUCUCCAAGACGUGUGGAGAGCUGGCAUAGGCUGGGACGAUGAACUCUCUGCAUCUCUUGCACCGCGAUGGACAUAUUGGGCUGCAGAGCUAGACCAGGUGGCCACCGUAGAAGUGCCACGGUGCUACACACCGUUGAUUACAGCCGCUACCGACAUCCAGCUGCAUGUGUUUGCCGACGCAAGCGAGAAAGCAUAUGGCGCCGCUGCGUACUUGAGAGUAGCGAACCACGACACUCAGCUGGCAGUGUCCCUAGUCGCUGCGAAGGUACGCGUCGCUCCACUGAAACCGGCCUCAAUAUACGGUCUAGAACUCCAGGCCGCGGUCCUCGCCUCGCAGCUAUGCUGUACAGUCCGGGAGCAGCAGCGUAUCUCAAUUCCACGGGUCGUAUUAUGGACGGACUCCAGAACGGUGCUGCUGUGGAUACGCUCGGAUGCACGGCAGCGCAAGCCACCGGCGGCACCCCACAUGGCCGAAGCCCGGGAGCAGCUCGUUGGUUCCAUCAAGACCACCCUGGAGGACAUGUCUCUAUUACCGCCAUGGCUGGCUAUCGCCCACAUCACCAUUUCAUUGGCUAGUGCCACGUGA